Molecule: messenger RNA, 1023 nt
Organism: Lactuca virosa
Lineage: Eukaryota; Viridiplantae; Streptophyta; Magnoliopsida; Asterales; Asteraceae
Source: the annotation of a GenBank genome assembly
AUGUCUGAAACUGGCACUGAAAAUCUGUUCUCCUAUCUUUCCGACGAUGUUGUUCUAAACAUAUUUUUCAAGAUCGAAGAUGAUCCUCGUAACUGGUCUCGUCUCGCUUGCGUUUGUACUAAAUUCUCGAAUAUGAUUCGCACGAUUUGCUGGAAAACCAAAUGCCAUCAGACAAUCCCUUCCGUCGUCUCCGAUCUCCUCCAAUCGAACACUCCAAUCACCUCUUCCAUCUCUCCACCUGGCGGCUGGGCGUCCCUUCACAAGCUUUCCGUUUGCUGCCCUGGCCUCCUCCACUCCGGCGUCCUCCUCGAAAAUUCAGAUCUCGGGCUCGAACGCGAACUAGGUCCAGAUGAAAACUAUCAUGAAACUAAUCUGUUUCAACCGGGUAAAUCCGUAUCAAAUCCUUCUUGUUCUAGAAUUACUGACGAUGAUAAGAUGAAAGAGCUGAAAAGUUCCGUUAACAGCUCUGAUUGUUCUUGGUCUUUGUACGACGAUCUCUACUAUGAUUCUGCUUACGGUAAUGUUUGCCAUAAAUCCGAGGAGGUUUCUGAAGAAGGAACAGAAGGUAACGACGGCAUUGUUGUUGUUGUUGAUUUUGGUGUCUGUAAACGAAGAAAAAUUUGUAGAUCUUCAAGGUCCCAUUUGGCAUCUGGUGCUUGGAAUUUGAGCCGUGAGCAAGGAAAUAAAUUGUUGGCAAGUCGAUUCAGGGGUGAUUGUUUAUACAUUUGUGAUUGGCCUGGUUGUGUGCACAUCGAGGAGAAGCGUAAUUACAUGCUUUUUAGGGGGGUGUUCAAGGAUUUUAAGAGAUCUAGGGUUUGGAGGACGAUUAAAGAUGGGAAUCGCAGCAGAAUUGAUUUGAAUUGUGCUUAUUGUUCUAUUAGUCAAGUGUAUGACUUGCAUGCGGCUUUCUGUUUGCGGCCUGCGUAUGGGUUUCAUGACGAUGGGGAGCCAGUUGUUCGAGCUUAUGUCUGUGAGAAUGGGCAUGUGUCUGGUGCGUGGACCGAUUGGCCCUUAUACACGUAA